AUGCAGCCCGAGCUGUCCCGCAAGCUGUACAAGGUUAUCAAGUCGUCGAACGACUUGAUCACGGCGCACGAUACCGCAGGCAAGGAGCGCACGGUCAUCGGCACUCAGCUCUCUGAGUGGGGCGAGGGUACUCAAGAUGAUGCCGUCUCAGAUAUCAGUGACAAGAUCGGUGUAGUCUUGUCGGAGCUCGGUGUCCAGGAAGACACGUACGCGCAAAACCUCGAGGAAUCCCGGACCAUACUCAAAGUCAUCCGUAACACGGAGAAGAGCGUCCAGCCCAGUCGUGACAACAAGGCCAAGAUCGCAGACGAGAUCCAGAAGUUGAAGAUCAAGGAGCCGCAGAGCACAAAGAUCGUCGUCUUGGAGCAGGAGCUUGUCAGAGCUGAGGCUGAGAACCUCGUUGCAGAGGCGCAACUGACAAAUAUCACACGUCAAAAGCUCAAGGAGGCCUACGCUGCAGAGUUCGAAGCGGUCAUUGAGAGGGCAGAGCGACAGAUCAUUCUUGCGAAGCACGGACGCCGCCUGCUUUCGCUCCUCGAUGACGCGCCCGUAACACCUGGUGAUGCAAGGACGGAAUACAGACAUGGGGGCGAGGCUCGCCAGAUAUUGAACGACGCCGAGGAUGACCUGCGUAACUGGCGGCUCACUCUGGACGAUGAGCCUGUCAACGCUGCGGCCGAGCCCGAGGCCUCAACUUCGGCCGGUGCUAGCGGGUCCAACUUCUUGGACACCCUGCACAAGACUCAUUCCCGAGACCAGGCCGUGGAGGCUCCCCGUAGCGAAUCCACCUCAGAUGCUCAACCCGGAGUACCUGGGACGGCCACAGUCGGCGUUGCCUCUUAG
Molecule: messenger RNA, 843 nt
Organism: Neoarthrinium moseri
Lineage: Eukaryota; Fungi; Ascomycota; Sordariomycetes; Amphisphaeriales; Apiosporaceae
Exons: 2
Coding region: 1-843 (280 amino acids)
Biological process (GO): endocytosis; eisosome assembly; negative regulation of protein kinase activity
Cellular component (GO): eisosome filament; plasma membrane
Molecular function (GO): lipid binding
Source: RefSeq, a predicted model, not a curated record